Messenger RNA from Papaver somniferum (opium poppy), 879 nucleotides. RefSeq names its product protein MAINTENANCE OF MERISTEMS-like. Lineage: Eukaryota; Viridiplantae; Streptophyta; Magnoliopsida; Ranunculales; Papaveraceae. The record is from RefSeq and is a predicted model, not a curated record. The coding region runs from base 1 to 879 and encodes 292 amino acids. The transcript has 3 exons.
AUGAAAUUGAUUGGCUACAAAAACUCAUGGGAUGCCAAGAUUUUUGCGACCAAGGACCAUAAUAAUGUUGUCUGUGUUUUAAAACGACAAAAGAACAAGAUAUGGAGUAUAGAGCAUGAGUGUGAUGAGUUCAAGAAUGCGGUGUAUGAUUGUGUACUUUGGAAAUCGAUAGAACAAGCGCACCAUAAAUUUGAUGAUGUCACUGGUACUGCAUUUGCCAAGAGAUAUUAUCCAGAGACGGAUACUUUCCUUCUACCCUUUAGCGAGAUGGCAAUAACUCCAAAUGAUUGUUAUAGAAUCACAGGCCUACCAAUUACUGGAACAAGUGUUCGAGCUGGAUACGAUCCUAACAUGAUUUUUGGAGCUCUUGAAAAGUUGGUUGAAAAGUGUCUAGGAUGGGACUCUACAAAGGCACAAUAUGAGUUUAGAAAAGCUGCAAAGAAGCCUAAGAGAGGUGAUGAGCUUAAUCCGUUCAAUGCUGACCGCACGGCCAAAAAGAUGUUGAAAAAGAUCAAGUUGAACACCUUGUUUGAUGAGUUCUCAGGGACUAGAGAUAAAGUUCUUGGAGGAAAGUUGGUGAUGACGGAGGAGAAGCUUACACACCAUGUGACUGCUUAUUUGUUAUACCAACUGGGAACCAUUUUCUUCCCUGACACUUCAGGUGCUGCGGUAAACGCCCAUUACCUCCAGCUAUUAGACCCACUUGGUGAGGUGAACAACUACUGUUGGGGCAUUGCGGUUAUUUCAUUUGUUCAAGCGGAGCUCAGAAAAUCUUCAAGGCUAAAGAGUCUCUACUUUGGAGGGUUAUACACCCUUGUUCAGGUUUGGGUGUACAACCACUUCACUGGACUGAAAUUGUCUCAUUCUCACGAUCCUUAG